AAAGUUUUGUAAAAAAGCAUGUUGAUAAAAAAAGUCGAUAUUUGUCAGAGGUGAACACUGUUUAAUUGGCAUAUUUGUACCGGUUCAAUAACAUCCAUCGAUAUAACUAUACCUUAUCCUAGUAGUCUCAAUCACGUUCGCAUAAUUAGUUUUGGUCAAAUAUACAGCUGAUAAGGCACGUUGAAAUAGUUUCCUUUACACCGGGACUUUUGUGCCAGAUGAGCGUUUCACAGCACGUGAGCCACUCUCAUUCACAAACUUGAAAUAUCCUAUUUCACCCGUAGGUCCAAAGGAUACUUCGUGCAUACUGUAUAAAUAUAGCAUAUACAUUAAUAUACACUAUAUUCCAGUAUGAGUACCACCGUUAAAAUUACACAAGAAAGGAGAGGUUCCAGAAGCGUAGCACGUGAAGAUGAUAGUAUAGAAGUGCCUAAGCGGGCAUCCUACUUCAAAUAUGCACCGCUAGACCAUGCUGUCUCGGGGUUGGGUGCAGGUUUUACUACCACAGCCAUUCUGCACCCUUUAGACCUCAUCAAGACUCGUCUUCAGGGU
Sphaeroforma arctica JP610 is the source of this 552-nucleotide messenger RNA. RefSeq lists its product as hypothetical. The transcript has a single exon. NCBI's taxonomy places the organism in Eukaryota, Ichthyosporea, Ichthyophonida. The annotation marks the transcript as partial. The record is from RefSeq and is a predicted model, not a curated record.